Molecule: messenger RNA, 2020 nt
Organism: Lycium barbarum (goji berry)
Lineage: Eukaryota; Viridiplantae; Streptophyta; Magnoliopsida; Solanales; Solanaceae
Exons: 10
Coding region: 61-1716 (551 amino acids)
Biological process (GO): RNA processing
Source: RefSeq, a predicted model, not a curated record
AAACCUCCAAAUAUAGCACGCAUAUUCGGAGUCGGAGUUGUUUCCGGGCACCUAUUAAAAAUGGCUACUUUAGGCCUUCGCUCAAAUACAUGGCUACACAAAUUCCGUACUCAAACAUCAAUACGUUCACGUUCAUUUACAACUCUCGCUUCACUUUCCCCAAUUGAGGACACCGAAAACAUUCAAUUAAACGAAACAGUACCUAGUAGUACUAGCAACAACAAUGACAAGUCCAAUAAAUCAUUUUUUCCUAAACGAGGCCAAACUUUGGAGCUAGUAUGUGAGUCACUUGCUUUUAAAGGAAAAGGUGUAUGUAAAGUUGCUGAUACUGGUUUUGUACUCAUGUGUGAUCGUGCACUUCCUGGAGAACGAUUUAUUGGCCGUGUUACGCGUAAAAAAGAUAAUUACGCUGAGGUAAAGAAGUUGAAGACAAUAACACCUCAUUUUGACUACGUUGAAGCACCGUGUGAAUAUGCUUUGCACUGUGGAGGUUGCAAGACUCAGAAUUUGUCGUAUGAAGCCCAGCUCCAGGCCAAAGAGCAACAAGUCCAUGACCUGGUUGUUCACGUGGGCAAGUUUUCUGAUCACGAGCCAGAAUUUGCGGGUGCCAUGAAACCCAUUGUUCCCUGUGAUAUUCAAUUUCACUAUAGGAACAAGAUGGAAUUCUCUUUUGGCCCAAAGGGCUGGGUACCUGCUGAACAGCUGCAAGAAAAAUCUACUGAAGGAUGUGUCUAUGCUUUGGGUCUGCAUGCCCCUGGUUUUUUUGAUAAGGUUUUAAAUGUGAACAAGUGCUUAUUGCAAAGUGAUCCAGCAAAUGAGGUUCUUGCAAUUGUGCAAGAAUGCUGGCGGGAUCCAGAGUUGGGGCUUUCUCCGUGGAAUGUGUACUCUCACACUGGCUUUCUGAAGCAUUUAAUGCUUAGAACAGGCAGCAAUGUUGAAACUGGUCUUCCUGAGCUUAUGGUUAAUUUUGUAACUUCUUCCGACAAUCCUGAAUACUUGAAGCCCCUUGUUGAGAAAAUCACAACAAUUCCCGAAGUGGUAAGCAUUGUGAACAAUGUGAACACAUCUAUCGGCAACACAUCUGUUGGGGAGAAAGAAUAUACAUUGUAUGGAAAAUCUACCAUCACAGAGAUUUUAAGAGGGCUUACUUUCCAGAUUUCUGCGAACUCUUUCUUUCAGACAAACACACGGCAGGCUGAGAUUCUCUAUAGAUUAAUUGAGGAUUGUGCCUUUCUUAAAGGAGACGGGUCUGAAAUUGUACUUGAUUUAUUUUGUGGGACAGGAACCAUUGGCCUUACACUGGCCAAAAGAGUGAAGCAUGUUUAUGGUUUUGAAGUGGUAGCUCAAGCUGUAGCAGAUGCACGUCAAAAUGCCACUCUAAAUUGCAUCAAUAAUGCAACCUUCAUCGAAGGAGAUUUGAAUAAAAUUGAUUCAACCUUCGCCAGCAACUUGCCCAAGCCUGACAUUGUUAUCACAGAUCCUAAUCGCCCUGGCAUGCACAUCAAAUUGAUCAAAUUUUUGCUAAAGUUGAAAGCAUCACGCAUCAUUUAUGUAUCGUGUAAUCCUGCCACCUGUGCUCGUGACCUUAAUUAUCUCUGCUAUGGUGUGUCGGAGCAGAAUAUAGAAGGACACUACAGACUGAUUAGCUUACAACCAGUUGACAUGUUUCCUCACACACCUCAUAUUGAAUGCGUUUGCUUGCUUGAGCUUCGGUGAUAAACCAGUUCUACAUCUUAAUCACAAACUGGUUUGAAUUUCUUGUGUCUGCAAUUGUUCUUGCUUCAUCCUGGGACUGCUGGCCUAGAUUCCUUUGGGAUUUAGAAAGUGAAAAGAAUACAGAUGCAAGUUAUGAAGCGGCAGUCAUACGAAGUAGCAGGACUAGUGAAAAAAAUGCUUUGUUCAAUUGAUGUGUACUAUGAAAUUUAGGAUUAACAAAGAUUCGUUAGCUAAACAUUCUUGUAAAAGAACUUCUUUUACGUAGUCAAAGCAUAUUUAAUAAAGUUGGUUUUUAACAUUAAAA